AUGGAGCCAUCCUCCACGGCGGUGAUCGCCCAGAGGACGUGGGAGCUGGAGAACAAUGUGGUCGCCGUGGAAGGGGCGGACGUGGACUUGAUCUACUUCUACGACGAGGCCACGCAGAGCAAGAUGCAGCAGGAGAAGCCGUGGACCAAUGAUCCUCACUUCUUCCGCCGCGUGAAAAUAUCCGCCCUCGCGCUGCUGAAGAUGGUCGUCCAUGCUCGCUCCGGUGGGACGAUUGAGGUGAUGGGUGUGAUGCAGGGGAAGACAGACGGUGACACCUUCAUCGUCAUGGACGCCUUUGCCCUACCGGUCGAAGGCACUGAGACCCGUGUCAACGCCCAGGCCGACGCCUACGAGUACAUGGUCGACUACUCCCAGACCAACAAGCAGGUAAGGAUCCUUUAAACAGUUAAAAAUGAGAAAGAAAUAUGAUACGAGCCUCUCCUGCCUUGGUGGUUUCACUCCCUGCAGAUAAUGUUUUAGCAACCAAGACCUGGUAAGUUUUUUUUUUCCGAAUUAAGGAACUUGGGCUAUUGAAUGGUGGGGGUCCGGGACUCUGGUUUUCUGAAAUGGAGUUUUCUGUUUGAAGAAGAAAAGUGGUUGCCCAAGAAGCAGAAAAAAUCGAAAAACUCAUCGGAAAAACCCUAGCUUGAACACUCCUAGGAGUCAUUUCUUAGGUCAUCUGUUUGCCAAGUCUGGCGCACAAUUACCCAUUUCCAGACAAUUAUGGAGGCUUACAUCUUGAAUGCUGUUCUUGGACGAAGAUAUUUACAUAGGGAAGAUAUCCUGGGUCGUAUAGAAUUCUGUUCACUUGAUUUUUCUCAUCGCGUGACAUUGAAAAUUGAGGGUAUCUUGGAGGUAAAUAUUAUCAGUAUUAUAAUUCCUACAUGUACGGCUUCACCUUAUUCAAAGGUGAUGAAGGGUUCAUCAAAAUGGGAUUUUUCUCGAGAUUAUCUUCAGCUCAUGCUGUCUUCUUCUCGGUUGCGAACUGAUAUGGUGUACAUUGUGUCAACAGCUUGUGAUGCCAUGCAUAAGAAGCCCAGACCCACGUCCUAAAACUCUACAUUCACAUUCUCCUAAGUUUUACUAUACUUUUUUAGAAAAAAAAAAGGUCACGCAGGGAUUGGUAGUAAUGCUUGUGUAGAUGAAUUAACGUUGCCCAUGUUUAUUUGUCGUUGCCCGAUCUAACAUAUUUGGUCGAAUGAUAUUGAGGAAAGCAGCAUUUAUGAAAUUUUAAUUGCUACAAAAACUUCGGAGUCAUCUCGAUACCUUAAAACAUUUGGAGAUGAAUUUGAAUUGGCAGCAUUGGAAGAGGAUUAUGUGCUUUGGAAGUAUCAGAGAUAUGCUUUUCUUCCUGAUGUCUGUUCCAAAGACAGAAGUGGAGCAAGCUAAAGAGUGUUUAUUCAUGAAUGAGCAUCAUAACUAUAUGUUAAUCCUCUAAAGUGUAAAACGCUUCGUUUCCAUGUUGAAUGAAAGUCCAUGCCAUUUGCUACUUUCAUAAAGUGAAAAUAAUAUUUUAAUUUCUCUGUUUGUCACUCCUAAGGAAUUAGCGAACAUCAUAGAGGGCAUUUCCAUUUCAUGUAAGCAUUGACAUUUAUUCUCCUGUAAACAUCAGAGAUCAACCGUUCAGUCUAGUCUUGCAGAAAGUGUAUCCAACUUGAUGCGUACUCUCAUGUUUGUCUUACUUUUGUCUUAUCGAUCUUGACGUCAUUGCCAUAUAUCUUGGUAUAAUAUUCCUCUUGUUUAUAUUAGUUUGUAUUAUUGAUCUUUGCCAUAUAUCUUGGCAUAUUAUUUUCCCUAAUUUUUUAUUUUUAUUUUAUUUUAUCAUUUUGACUCAGCAUCUAAAAUUCACCUCACGGAGUUGGGUUGUCAUAUUAAUGGUGCAUUUUAUCUGGGUUCUGCCCUGGAAAAUAGGCUGGAAGACCGGAGAAUGUGGUCGGUUGGUACCAUUCGCACCCUGGCUAUGGCUGUUGGCUAUCUGGCAUCGAUGUGUCAACUCAGAUGCUUAACCAGCAGUACCAGGAUCCAUUUUUCGCCCUUGUGAUAGAUCCUACAAGAACAGUUUCGGCAGGAAAGGUUGAUAUUGGAGCAUUCAGGACAUAUCCACAGGGAUAUAAACCACCCGAUGAGCCUGUUUCUGAAUACCAAACUAUUCCACUUAAUAAAAUCGAAGACUUCGGCGUUCAUUGCAAACAAGUAAUCUGCUACCUGCGAUUUCCUAUGUGGGUUUUUUUUUCUGAAAUGCGUGUUUUUAACUUAAUGAUACUUCAAUUCAGUAUUAUGCAUUGGACAUUACAUAUUUCAAGUCUUCUCUGGACUGCCAUCUCCUGGAUCUGCUGUGGAACAAGUACUGGGUGAACACACUGUCCUCCUCGCCGCUCCUGGGGAAUAGAGACUAUGUAGCAGGGCAGAUUUCCGAUUUGGGUAAGUCUUAAGGUAGUUGUAUGAUUUUUAAUUUGGGAUUAUUUUAUUUUAUUCUAUGAAACCUGCUCUUAACUUAUUAUAUGCUGGUACAGUACGCUAAGGAUUUUAUUCCUGUAAAACUACCGAACUGAUGCUUGAAGUGUUCAAUUUGCAGCGGAAAAACUGGAGCAAGUAGAGAAUCAGCUAGCUCACACCCGCCUCGGUUUUUUGGUCAUGUCUUCUCAGAAGAAGAAGGAUGUAGGCUCAUUCUCUGCAGCCCAUGAACUAUCUAUUUGCUCCAUGAUCUUGGUCGUAUAUUUCGGUUCUUAUCUCACAAUAAUUUUAGGUUUAUAACAUUACAAACUUCACCGAAUAAUUGGUCCUCUGUCAUUUUCCUUUUUCUGUUUUAGUUUGCUACUUCCUUCCUAAAUAUUCUAUGUCAGUUAGUUGCCAUAGAAGUGGGGGGGGGGGGGGAUUUAGUAGGACAUCAGGUAGGCCCGAAAUCAGUCUUCAGUGUUAUUUUCUUCUUAAAAAAAAAUGUCUACAUUUCUAUGACUUUUCUCUCUCCUACAUCUUAAUGAGACCAUCUCAUUGUUCAUUCUCUGGGGCCUUUCUUUUUCUUUCUGACGUUUCGUUCCUUGCAGGAAGAAUCCCAACUGGCAAAGAUAACGAGAGAUAGUUCGAAGAUCACCGUAGAGCAAGUUCAUGGGCUCAUGUCACAGGUGGGUUUCCCUCUUCACAGCUAAAUCUCUGCUCAUGAUCAGCAUUCUUCACUUAGCAUGUUCCAAUCUCCUUUUCAGGUCAUCAAGGACAUUCUCUUCAAUUCUCCAUUGAAGCCCACUGUAACCAAUCCAAACUCAACGAGCUCCCCCGACCCAGAACCCAUGGUUGAAGCUUGA
Molecule: messenger RNA, 3299 nt
Organism: Spirodela intermedia
Lineage: Eukaryota; Viridiplantae; Streptophyta; Magnoliopsida; Alismatales; Araceae
Source: the annotation of a GenBank genome assembly